AUGCUGCCUCUGACACCGUAUACUACGACCAUGGGUCUCAGCGGCCUGAAGCUCAACCUGGCGGUAGCUUUCAUUGCCACAUGUGCCUUUUGGCUGUUUGGAUACGACAUGAGCGUCAUGGGCGGCGUCAUCACCGAAGAGCCAUUUACGUCCGUCUUCCCUGAAAUGAACGUGCCGUUGACACAGGGCAUCGUGAUUGCAGCCUUUGAGCUGGGUGCGCUCGUGGGCGCCCUGGCCUGCCUGGACGUGGGCGACCGUCUGGGACGCCGGAGCACGGUGUGGUUUGGAAUGCUCUUCAUGCUCGUCGGCGGCACCCUCCAGACGUCGGCGUGGCACGUGGCGCAGAUGGUGACCGGCCGCGUCGUCAGCGGCAUCGGCCUCGGUCUGCAGGUGGCCACCGUGCCGUCGUGGCAGGCGGAGUGCGCCAAGCCGCACAGCCGGGGCCGCUGGGUCAUGAUCGAGGGCGGUCUGCAGACGUUUGGCGUCGCGUGUGGACAGCUGAUUGGGUGGGGCUUCUACUACGUGCGUGGACAGGCCCAGUGGCGCAUUCCCGUCGGGAUCCAGCUUGUCCCGGCUCUCAUUGUCUUUGUGUUUAUCAACUUCCUCCCCGAGUCGCCGCGGUGGCUCAUCAAGCACGGCAAAUUGGACGAGGCAACGUACAACCUUGCAAAGCUGCGCGGCCUGCGCGAGGACGAUCCGGCGGUGCAGGACGAGCGCGCACACAUUGUCGCCUCCUUCGAGGCACAGGCGAAGCUGGCCCCCUUUGCGUACCGUGAGCUGUGGCAAAACGGCCCGUCCAGGACGCUGUACCGCGUGGCCCUUGGCGUCUUUAUCCAGUCGGCGCAGCAGCUGAGCGGCGUCAACUUGGUGUCGACGUAUGCCAACAAGAUCCUGCAGGAGUCGUUUGACCUCGACGCCGGCCUGGCCCACAUGAUUUCGGCCAUGGGCGGCUUGGAAUACGCGCUGUGCUCCCUGCUGUCCGUCCUGCUGAUCGAGGGCCUCGGCCGCCGCCGCGCCUUUCUGUUCACCGCCGCGGGCAUGGCCGUCUGCUUCUGCGUCAUUGCGGGCCUGCAGAGCACGGCGGUGCGGGCCAACCAGCUGACCGCAGCCGGCUUGCUCUUCCUCUUCAACACCUUCUUUGGGCUGGCCUGGGUCGGCGGCCCGUUCUUGUACAGCGCCGAGAUUGCGCCCCUGCGCUGCCGUGCCCAGGCCAACGCCCUGGCCAGCGCCGGCAACUGGCUGUUUUGCUUCAUGGUCGUCAUGAUCAUUCCGCCGGCCUUUGCCAACAUUGGCUGGAAGACGUACAUUAUCUUUGCCAUCCUCAACGCCCUGUUCGUCCCCAUCAUCUAUUUCUUCCUCGUCGAAACCAAAAAGAGGAGCUUGGAGGAGCUCGAUGUUGUCUUUGCUGCCGGUGGCAACCCCGUCAAGAAGGAGAAGGCACUGCCCCAUAACAUUCCCAUCGAGGAAGCGUGCCACAUCUUUGGCCUGGUGAACGGAGUCGAUGUGACCGAGGUGUCCCCUGAGGACAAGGCGUCGGUUUAA
Messenger RNA from Sporothrix brasiliensis 5110, 1542 nucleotides. RefSeq lists its product as uncharacterized. Gene Ontology annotation, cellular component: membrane. Lineage: Eukaryota; Fungi; Ascomycota; Sordariomycetes; Ophiostomatales; Ophiostomataceae. Gene Ontology annotation, biological process: transmembrane transport; carbohydrate transport. The record is from RefSeq and is a predicted model, not a curated record. The transcript is spliced from 5 exons. Bases 1 to 1542 code for a protein of 513 amino acids. Gene Ontology annotation, molecular function: carbohydrate:proton symporter activity.